Molecule: messenger RNA, 504 nt
Organism: Colletotrichum tamarilloi
Lineage: Eukaryota; Fungi; Ascomycota; Sordariomycetes; Glomerellales; Glomerellaceae
Exons: 1
Coding region: 1-504 (167 amino acids)
Source: RefSeq, a predicted model, not a curated record
AUGCUUACCACCUCAUUCCAGUUGACUCAUGUCACACCGAUUCCCGACUACAUGACCCGCGAGGAGGUCCUCUCCCACCUUCACAAUGCGGAAGUCCAUAUCAAGAGCGACCCGAAUUUGACACACUGGACGCCCCGCACGCCCAAGGUGCCCCCCACUGUUCCCGACGAUGUUGAUUCCAUAGCGGUCACUGAGUGUUACACCAUCACGGAUACGGUGCCUACCAACCUCCCAAAGGCCCUGCCCAAAGGCAUGCUCGAGAAGAAGAGUAUCAGCGAGUACGAGUUUACCUUCACCCCGGAUGGAAGUUUCGUCAAAAUCCACUGCCCCAUGAGCGUCCUUUUGGAAACGCGGUGGCGUGUUCGCAAGGGGAGCGACGGAAGUCUGGAGUUAGAAGAGGUUGUGGACGCUCACUGCUCCCGUUUCCUUGUGGGCGUUGUAAAAGGCGAAUUAGAGAAGAACUGGGUGGAGGUCCACCGGAAGAUAUUGACAGGGAAAGCAUGA